Molecule: messenger RNA, 1914 nt
Organism: Rotaria sp. Silwood1
Lineage: Eukaryota; Metazoa; Rotifera; Eurotatoria; Philodinida; Philodinidae
Source: the annotation of a GenBank genome assembly
AUGAGUAUUGAAGAUAAUCAAACAAUGGUAAUGUUAAAACCAGAUGAAAACAAACGCAUACAUGGUUCAACAAUAAGUUUUGAUUCAUUAAAUUAUACGAUUUCAUCAAAAAAAUGGUACAAUUUAUUUUCUGAAUCUUGUUUCGAAAAUCAACAAAAACAAAUUCUUUAUAAUGUAACUGGAAUUUUUAAACCAGGCAUGAAUGCAAUUCUUGGACCAACUGGAAGUGGAAAAUCAACAUUAUUAGAUAUACUAGCUAAUCGAAAAGAUCGACAAGGUUUAACAGGAGAAAUACUUUUAGAUGGACAACCAUAUAGACAAGAUAUUAAUUCAAGAAUAGGUUAUGUCGUUCAAGAUGAUAUACUUAGUGAAACAUUAACAGUUAGAGAAAAUUUAAUGUUUUCAGCAAAUCUUCGAUUACCACGAAAUAUAUCUUUUAAAGCUAAAAUUAAUAUUGUUAAUCUUGUUAUUUCACAAUUACAAUUAGAAAAAUGUGCUAAUUCAAAAAUAGGUUCUCAAAGUAAUCGACGAGUAUCUGGUGGAGAACGAAAACGAACAAAUAUUGGCAUGGAAUUAGUUUUAUCACCUACAGUUCUCUUUUUAGAUGAACCAACAAGUGGUCUUGAUUCAUCAACGGCUAAUAAUAUAAUAGAAUGUUUAUCUCAACUUUCUCAAAAAGGACAUACAAUUAUAUUAUCAAUUCAUCAACCUCGUUAUUCAAUAUUUAAAUUAUUUGAUAAUUUAUUUUUAAUUGGUGCUGGUCAUUGUAUUUAUCAUGGUUCAAGACAUGAUGUUCUUCCAUUUUUUUCUUCAAUUGGUUUAACAUGUGAAGAACAUGAUAAUCCAGCUGAUUUCAUUUUAGAUGUAUGUCAAGAUAUAAGACAUAUGUCAUAUCCUAUAGAUGAUAUUGAUACUGAAAAUGAUCAAAGAAAAGAUAAAAUUUGUCAAUAUUUAAAUAGUGUUUUUAUUAAAUCAUCUAUUUAUGAUUCAAUUCAACAACAAAUUCAAGAUGUAAGUAAAUCAUCAGAUGGAACAUUAAAUAAACAAGUUAAAGUUAUGUCUCGUCCAUGUUUAAUUGAAAUGUGGUAUGUAUCACAACGAGCAUUUCGUAAUUCAUUUCGAAAUAGUACAUUAAUGAUAAUGCAAACAAUUGUUCCAAUAUGUUUAGCAAUACUUGUUGGUUUUCUCUAUAUGAAUACGGAUUAUACAUUUGAGAAUGGAGUUAAAAAUCGUUUAGGUGCUAUAUUUUUUAUUGUUUCAAAUGAAGUAUUUAUAAAUUUAUCGGCAUUAGAAUUAUUUAUUAAAGAACGUGUAUUAUUUGCACAUGAACAUACAAGUGGUUAUUAUCGUGUUUCAACAUAUUUUAUAUCAAAAUUAAUGUGUGAUAUUCUUCUAUUACGAUCAUUUCCUUCAAUUGUUUUUUCAUUAAUUUCAUAUUUUAUGAUACAAUUUCAACAAUCAGUUAAAAAAUUUUUUAUAUAUCUAUUAGCUAUAUUUGCUACAUCUGUUUGUUCAGCAUCAUUAUGUUUUUUUGUUUCGGCAAGUGUAGAAACAAUAGGUGUUGCUAAUUUAGUUGCAGCUUCAUUUUGUGUUGUCAUGCUUGUAUUUACAGGAUAUCUUGUUGAUGUAACAAAUAUAGUCAAAUUUCUUGCUUGGAUUAAAUGGGUUAGUCUUUUUCGUUAUGCAUCAAAUGUAAUUACUAUAAAUGAAUUUACUCAAUUAACAUUUUGUCCAAUGAAUAAUACAAAUAUUUGUUCUAUCAAAGGUGAAAUUAUUCUUGAUAAUAAUAAAAUUGAUUAUUCUACAACAUGGGAUUUAUGGAAAAAUUUUGUAGCAUUAGCUGCUAUUACUUUCUUUUUUUUUAUAUUGACAUUUAUUCAGUUAUUAAGAUUACCAGGACGAAGUCAUCGAUAA